Molecule: messenger RNA, 810 nt
Organism: Hyaloscypha bicolor E
Lineage: Eukaryota; Fungi; Ascomycota; Leotiomycetes; Helotiales; Hyaloscyphaceae
Exons: 4
Coding region: 1-636 (211 amino acids)
Biological process (GO): positive regulation of proteasomal ubiquitin-dependent protein catabolic process; protein polyubiquitination; ubiquitin-dependent protein catabolic process
Cellular component (GO): cytoplasm; ubiquitin ligase complex
Molecular function (GO): ubiquitin protein ligase activity; ubiquitin conjugating enzyme binding; zinc ion binding
Source: RefSeq, a predicted model, not a curated record
AUGUCUACGCCGAAAGAGACGAAGUCCCCACCGAGCGCGACAGUAUUCGGCCAAAAGCCAACAAAGCUCGCUGUCAAGAUCCUUCAAAGCAUCCUCACCAGCUAUGGACACAAGCUGAAAGCACAGGAGCUGAGAAGAGGCCUUCUUGAACAGGUUAUUUGUAUGGAGGACAAAAUUUCAACUAUCCAAUGGGACAAAUUCAGUUGCCCACUGGAUGGACGUCAACUUUCUGCCGAUGUUGUUAGGCCAUUCGAUACCCUUUGGGAGUUACAACCCAUUCGCAAUGAACCCAACUUCCGCUGGUGCGCCAACCCUAAAUGUGACUGGGGACACAUUCAUGACAGCGGACAAGCUGAGCCCAAAAUCACUUUCGAGAAAUGCUCGUCCCUGGCCUGUUUCACGCACCAGCGACCUUGGCACGAGGGACAAACUUGCAAAGAGUUCAACGAGCAACCGGACGCGGAACAGAAACAGCAGCUUGCAGCCUUGGAGAAAACUAUAAAGCAAACAUCAGCUCGGUGCCUAAAGUGUUCUCGACCGAUCACCAAAGUCGCUGGUUGCGGCUUUGUCACUUGCUUUUGUGGACACCCAUUUGACUGGAACGCUGCUGUGACCUCAAUCACGACUCAACUUUAAUAUACCGCAAUGGACAUCAUUUACCAUUAAAUCUUCAUCGCGGACGGGGAAGAGGCUCCUGCCGGAGGAAGGCCUUAAUUGGAGGCAUGAGAGUCCAGACAUAUCUUCGAGGUCAAAAGCAUAGACAGACGAGCAAUGGAGUGUCUCGUCAAAUCAACUUCCAAACCACCUAAG